Messenger RNA from Ochlerotatus camptorhynchus, 1290 nucleotides. RefSeq lists its product as uncharacterized. The coding region runs from base 1 to 1290 and encodes 429 amino acids. NCBI's taxonomy places the organism in Eukaryota, Metazoa, Arthropoda, Insecta, Diptera, Culicidae. The record is from RefSeq and is a predicted model, not a curated record. Gene Ontology annotation, molecular function: nucleic acid binding. The transcript has a single exon. Gene Ontology annotation, biological process: DNA integration.
AUGACGGCGGUUAUCAAGGCUAUUCAUACUCAGCAAUGGUCACAGGACUUAUAUCGGUAUCAGGCAUUCUCAAAAGAGCUGGGAGUGAUCGAAGACAUCGUAGUUAGAGAGGAUCGAAUUGUGCUUCCGCUAAAACUGCGACAGAGAGCAUUACGGAUUGCUCAUAGAGGUCAUCCUGGUAUAGUUGCGAUGCGGCGAAACUUACGUGAGAAGGUAUGGUGGCCAUGUAUGGAUCGCGAUGUUGGUGAUUAUAUACAGCAGUGUGCAGGUUGCGCAGCGGUGAGUGGACAUGGAGUUCCUGAACCUAUGAUGCGGAAGGAAAUGCCAGAGCGGGCUUGGCAGGAUAUUGCAAUCGACUUCUUUUCUGCUAAAGAGUGCGCAACAUUUCUGGUAAUCAUCGACUACUAUAGUCGCUUUACGAAGGUUAUUGAAAUGAAAGGCACUACAGCAGCGAAGACUAUUGAGUCUCUUGAAGGCGUAUUUGUGGAGCAAACGUACCCCGAAACAAUCAGAAGUGAUAACGGACCUCCGUUUUCAUCCGAGGAAUUUCUGAGCUACUGCAUCUCAAAAAACAUACGGCUUAUCCGAACCAUUCCUUACUGGCCGCAGAUGAAUGGUUUGGUGGAAAGGCACAACCAAGGCGUAUUGAGGGCUUUACGAAUAGCCAAGGCAACGAAGAUAGAUUGGCGAAAAGCGGUCAGAGACUACGAGUACAUGUAUAAUACUACUCCGCAUACGGUGACCGGUAAGCCACCGUUGGAACUAUUGACUGGGAGACCAGUAAAGGAUCUGUUGCCGUCGAUGCGUACUGAGCCGUAUUGGUGCCGGGAUGAAGAAACACGGGACCGUGAUGCAAUCAAGAAAAUGCAAGGCAAGAUCUACGCUGACAACCGAAGGAAGGCAAAGGAAUCGGAAAUUGAUGUGGGUGACGAAGUAAUGCUCAAAAAUUACGAGACAGGCAAAUUGGAACCAAAUUUCAAGCUUGAAAAGUUCGUGGUGGUUAAGAAAACUGGAAGUGAUGUCAUCGUCAAAAAUGAAGAAGGAGUAACGUAUCGCCGUUCCGUUUCCCAUUUAAAGAAGUGGCCAUCUUCACGAAAUGCAGGUGGACUGCCCGAAACUCCGGAUCAUUCGAUGGAUUCAUUCCUACAAACGGCGAAACCAUCAAUAUCCCGAGAAGUUGAGCUGGCAUCAGAAAGAGAAGCGGAAGCACAGAACUCCGAUCUGGAAGGAAGCUCCCCUCAACAGCGCCCGAAGCGAAUGAAGAAGUUGCCGGCAAGAUACAACGAAUAA